Jaculus jaculus (lesser Egyptian jerboa) is the source of this 742-nucleotide messenger RNA. It is a transcript of the gene Tstd1, whose product is annotated as thiosulfate sulfurtransferase like domain containing 1. NCBI's taxonomy places the organism in Eukaryota, Metazoa, Chordata, Mammalia, Rodentia, Dipodidae. Bases 115 to 618 code for a protein of 167 amino acids. Gene Ontology annotation, molecular function: thiosulfate-thiol sulfurtransferase activity. Gene Ontology annotation, cellular component: cytoplasm. The record is from RefSeq and is a predicted model, not a curated record. The transcript has 3 exons.
UUCUCCGCUGGACGGGUGUUAGAAGCACCACCAACCGGUGUGGCGGGGUUUGUGCUAAGACGGGGCCUUCGUUUCCGGUUCCGGUCUCCCAUUUUGGCCGAGAGGGUGGGGGAGAUGCUGCAGUCCCCCAAGGGGCCGCCCGGAGCUGAAUUUCUGCAACCCAGAAUGGCUGCACCCGUCAUGACUGGAGUGCCCACUGUCUCGCUCCCGGAGCUCUGUUCGCUGAUAGCUUCAGGCCGAGCCCGGCUCUUCGAUGUGCGAACUCGGGAGGAGGCCGCGGCUGGGACCAUCCCCGGGGCACUCAACAUCCCGGUGGCUGAGCUGGAAAGUGCCUUGAAGAUGGAGCCCGCAGCUUUCCAGGCUUUGUACUCUGCUGAGAAGCCAAAGCGGGAAGACCAGAACCUUAUUUUCUUCUGUCAGGUUGGCAGGCGGGGCCACCAGGCCACCCAGAUAGCCCAUAACCUUGGAUAUACAGGGUAUGGCAAGGUGCACAGGCGUACUAGCUGGGAAGUGACUUGGGGAUUGCCUCCUGGACCUAUCCUUCCUUUACCCCUCCUUCUCCACAGGGCUCGAAACUAUGCUGGGGCUUAUAAGGAAUGGGUCGAGAGAUUUAGGUAAAAAGUGGUUUACGGAUUGGCCCUAAUCCCCAUCCCUCCUUUUGAGGGUAAUAAGGAGCUGUGUUGAACAAGUUAUUAUGGUGCUUCUGCACACAAAAACUUCAAAUAAAGAGCAUUUAAUCAUA